CCGAGUACGACGGCCGAACCGCGCGCGCCGGCCGUUCUCUAUGAAGUUCUGAAUUUGAAAUUUCAAACUGCGUUGUUUUUUUAAAACUUACUGUUUAUUGCCAGUGUCGUUAUGGAUAUAAAUAAAUUUGUUUUGUGCAUUGACGAAAUCAAAGUUUGAAAGUUCGGUGAAUAUAGUUUUGAAUUUGGAAUUUUGUUAGAUUUGUCUGUGAAUGAGUUUUAAGAAUCUAUCCAGUUGAGAUAUGAAAUAUGGAGGACUACAACGAGACCUACACCAACUCGUCGGAGUCCUACCAGCCCUAUUACGAGAGACCGGAGACUUACAUAGUGCCGCUGAUCUUCGCUCUCAUCUUCGUUAUCGGAGUCGUCGGGAAUGGCACUCUGGUAGCCGUCUUCGUGAGGCAUAAGGCUAUGAGGAAUGUGCCUAACACGUACAUCCUCUCGCUUGCCUUGGCUGAUCUCCUGGUCAUCAUCACGUGCGUGCCAUUCACCUCCAUUGUAUACACCAUAGAAUCCUGGCCCUGGGGAGACACCGUCUGCAGGGUUUCAGAAGCGGCGAAGGACGUCAGCAUAGGAGUGUCAGUGUUCACGUUGACAGCCCUUUCAGCCGACCGGUACUUCGCCAUAGUGGACCCAUUGAGGAAACUGCACGCAACAGGUGGCAGCAAGCGCGCCACCCGCCUGACCGUGGCGGCCGCCGUUGGUAUUUGGAUACUGGCCGCGUUACUAGCAACACCUGCGUACGUGGGUUCUUAUGUCAGGACUUUUGUGGUCAACCCUACAACACAGUUUCUAGUCUGCUACCCAUACCCAGUGGAGUGGGGUGAGAGCUACCCGCGCACGAUGGUGCUGAUCAAGUUCCUGGUGUACUACUCGCUGCCGCUGGCCGUGAUCGCGCUGUUCUACGUGCUGAUGGCGAGACACCUCGUGCUCAGCACGCGCAAUAUGCCGGGCGAGAUGCAGGGCACGCAGAGACAGAUGCGAGCUAGAAGGAAAGUGGCGCUCACUGUACUGGCGUUCGUGCUGGUGUUCGCAGCCUGCUUCCUGCCUUCCCACGUGUUUAUGAUGUGGUUCUAUUAUUGCCCCACUGCAGAAGAGGAUUACAACGGUUGGUGGCACGGCCUUCGCAUCGUCGGCUUCUGCCUAUCCUUCCUCAACAGCUGUGUCAACCCCAUCGCGCUGUACUGCACCAGUGGCAUUUUCAGAAAACAUUUCAAUAGAUAUCUCCUCUGCCGCGGGGGGUCCACUCACGCUACGCGAGGAUCUCUGUCUAUUUCCACGUCGAGAAGACUCAAUUCCAGCAGAAAAACUAACAUCAGCAUGGUGCCGAGGACAACCAGCGUCGGUCGUGACAGCAGCAUCAGACUCCUUAACAACGGCUCGUCCAAACUCUGAGGAAGGGGUCCCGGCCACAUGGCCAAUAAUAACCUAGAACGCUCGAAAGAAAACUACAGCAAGAGCGCCCUUUAUAAAACUAAUCUUAAUCACAUGGCGCCUUUUCCCAAAUGCUGUGAACACGAAAAUGGUGUUAAAAUUGUUGAGACAAAUGUGGACAAAGAUGUCAGUAGCACUGAAAGUUUCUUUUUAAAUCGGGACAAUUCUUUUCGUUCUAACUGUUAAACUUGUAUAAUAAGUCAUUAACAAAAGAAUUACUACUACAUUAUUUCAAAAACUGACUGUACUUUGUCGCUACCUAAGAUACUGACGGACGCCUAUUCUAUGCAAUCACAUCAUUGAGGUUAAUCUUAAUAUUUUUAUUUUAAUACUAGAAGCAUCGUUGUUCGUUUAGGCGAUUAACACACUGCCCCGCACCACGCAGCGUAGCGCGUGAAUGCGUGUUCGAACGUUGCUUGUAAGUAUCUCCGUUUGUAUGGAAAACACGCACAGUCUAACACACAGAAAAUGCAUCCACGCGCGUUCAUGCGGAUCACGCGCAUACACGCGGAGAAACAUGCACCCCCGCGCGUAGGUGCGGGGCGAGACGCAAGGUAUGGCACACCGAAUCCCGCAGUGCCGCGCGUGAUUUUGAAUGGGCGUGACUUUUAAUUCGACCAUACAAAUACCAAACAGUUACACCCCUUUCACACGGCAGUCCAGUUUUGCAGGAUCGGCUUUUUACGGUAUCCUGCUAAACUGGACGCUGUGUUCACAUGGCAGUUCAGUUUUGCAGGAUUCAGUAAAAAGCUGGUUCCGCAAAACUAGACUGCCGUAUGAACACGGUUGCAUCCUGUUUUUUUACCAUUCCUACGCCGGUUAUCAGGUGAAAUGGACGUAAAUACUUUCCUAAUUUUCUAUUGGUAUUAUCGGCGUCGGCAGCGAAAUAGAAGAUUCUGGGUUCAUCCUAUUCUGACACAACGCUCGAAUUUGGGUAUUUUUCGGAAUCUUAUGAGCGAUUUGAGAAGAGAUGAGUCAAAAUUUUUCAAUUAUUUUAGAAUGAGUAUGACCACAUUUGACGAUCUUUUAAAAAGGGUGAAUGAAGAUUUAAAAAAACAUGAUACAAAUAUGAGAAAAAGCAUCACACCUGAAGAAAAGUUAGCAAUAUGUUUAAGGUAAGAAUGAAAUACAUAUUUAAAGUUUAAUAUUUAUUACCAAACACAAUAAGUUAUGUAUGUAUGAUAUUUUCACAAGAUGAUCGUUAAUAUUAAUUAAAUAUUAGUGAAAUCCGGAAAAUCAGAGCUCUGCGAUUCAACUGAUUGUGCAGAUGGCGAUGACUGAACGCUGUAAUGCGGUGUGAAAUAACCUGCUGAUUGAUAAGAGUUGUUAAAAGUAGAUGGUUGUUGAGAGGACCAUUGGUUAAAAUUGCGGCUUUUUAUAUUUUGCAACAAACUUAUAACACCUGCUUGAAAUUGUAAUAUUUGAUCAUCGUUGAGUGAAGCUAGUGUAGGAAGUAAACUUUUAAAAAAUGACAAGUUACGAUCUUCAUUCUGCGUAUUCGGCUGACUUUUCAUCUGGUGAUCAAUGAAACUCGCCAUUUUUUGAUCCAUUACAGAAAGGUUUGCAUUAUAAUCUGUUGAGACCCUAUGGAGGAACUCAUUUAGAUAAAAAUAAAAGGAUAUUUAACUAUCGAUUAACAAGAGCCAGACGUUAUGUGGAGUGCGCGUUUGGAAUAUUGGCAAAUAAAUGGCGAAUAUUUCAUCGUCCAUUGGACGUAAGCACCAGUACAGCUAUCUCGAUAGUUAAAACUUGCGCCGUGCUUCAUAACUAUAUCAUGCAUAAUGAAAGUUCAUAUGCGAACAUUGACAGCAACGAUUCAACGAUAUCUUUGGAAAACGUACGUAAUGAGCCAAAUACACGAGGUGGACGCUGUGCUAACACAAUACGAACAGAGUUCACAAAUUAUUUUGUUUCUGAAGUGGGAGCUGUACCUUGGCAAGACGAAGCAAUACAAGGAUAAACGAAAUAAAUAUAAAAACUUACCAUAGCUUUGUCUUUCUUUUUCCUCAAGUUCUUGAAAGUCUUCUCUCAAAACAAUGCAAACUUCGCGCCAUGCUGCAGUUCGCAAGUUGUUAUCUUUAUAAUUUUCCAGCGUUUUAUCCCAUAAUAUAGGCCUAAUUUCAAUUAGUGUAAUAAGAAGUUCGGGAUCAAUAUUUGUUUGCGACAUUUUUCGACGAAACACAGCAAUCUCGGCGCCGCGCAAAAGAGCAAUGCGCGAGCGCUACACAUGUGCGGGUGACGCGGCGGGCGCGGGGCGGGGGCUGCCACCACUCCACUAUCCCGCUAAAAACAGUGUCCAGCAAAAAACCGCAUGCAGGAAGCCGUGUGAAGAUUGCUAUUGAAAUAUAUGUGUGAUUAAACGGGAUCCCGCUUUUUACUGGACUACGGAUCCAGUUUCUAGUGACAAAACCGAAUGGCACAAUUCGACCGGAUCGGUUUUUUGCAGGAUCCCGCAUGCGGGAUGCUCGUGUGAACGCUAGCAUAUAAACACAUUCGCCAUCAAACGGGAUCCUGUAGAAAACGGGAUCCUGUAAAAAACUGGACUGCCGUGUGAAAGGGGUGUUAGUAUAAUGGCAGCGUCCUGAAUAAGUUCCACACUAUUAACCAUUUUUAUCAAGACUAUCGUGAUGCUCAGUACUGCACGACCACCACAGAGAACGGCGAAUAAAUGAGAGCCGCCGUGCGUGAAUCUACAAAACACACCUACGCGCGUGAGUGCGCAAAAAACCCGCACGAUGAUGCAGAUCUGCACUCCCGCAGGAACGCGCGUAGGUGCGUCGACACGCAAUAUGCAGCAUGAUGCGGGGCAGUGUGUUAAUCGCCUUAAGUUCUCGCUUACACUAACCAAUUUUGAAAAUUGAUUUUCUCGAUAAACGAGCGAGGUACUAGGACGAUGGAAAAUUAAUAAUACUUAAAUGUGUCGUCACACAAAAAAUAGCACUAUUUCUGUUUAGUGUAGGAGGAUUUACCAUACUCGUCCAAAUGGGAUUCCAGUAAACGAUGCCAUAAAAUUUUUACUCUGUGUAAAAGUUCAGCUAUUUCUUAAUAUGGUAUCGCAGGGGUACGAGAAAAGACAGUCUAGAUAGACAGCGUACAUAUGCCUUGGUUCUCAUUUAACAAGUUUCGAAAGAAAAUGGCUGAAGCGGGACCGAAGGUGCUUAGUUGCUUCAAAACUUGACGCACCUAAUGGUGAAAAGAAUAGCAGCCAUCUUGCGUGCCAAAAUCUCAAAUCGUUUAUAUUAUGUUCCUUAUUUGUUUAACAUUAACUGGCAACACGAAGAGAUGUCAACCGACCAUACCAUAAUUUUGUGUGAUUAAAAUGAAUUAUUCGAAAUUCAAGUAUUUAUGGUAAAAACGUAAAUAUGGAAUACCUAAAUGGGCUGUCAACUACUCAGAAUUUAAUACCUAAGUGUUUAAUUUUUUCCAGUGUGUGGUUGCCGUAAUCAUAAUUAUAUUCCUAGAUAAAAUAACUACUUAAUAUUUGUACGAAGUGCCUGUAGACAUCCAUUUCUACUAUUCUAGUUUUUAAUGUAAACUUACAAAUCACAGUAUAAAUAUGAAUGAAUAUAGGUACCAUUAUAGUGGAGUACCUAUGCUACUUCUAAGUUCUAACACAAUUUAUCCUUUUACCGUGCUCGCACAUUACCUUCUUAGAUAUCACUUUCGGAAGUUCUAAAUACCCUGUUUUUUAUUAAGCUAUUACAUGUAAUAUUUUUGCGACCACAGGCAAAUGAUGCUGGUCAUUUUAACUUUGCUGUGAUAAUUCAGUGGAUGUGUAUUAUUUUUGUAAAAGUAGUCAUAUGCUCCUAAUAAUUAUUAAAGAAGCUCCGAUAUAAUUAUUGUAUGUAACAUGAGUUUUAAUUAUUGAAUUUACAAAUUACUCAAUAUAGAAAUACAAAUUUUUUUCACGUUUUGUGAACCUAAGAUUUAUUAUUAAGCUACGAAUUUUAAACACAGUGACCGUGCAUAAUACUGAAUAAAAUGAGAUUUGUAACAUUUUUCUUGGCGUGUCGACAUACUUUCACGAAAAUCAUUAUCAACAUUGAUGAAUAAACUCACUGACGAAGUCUCAAUGCAUAAUAUUAUAUUGUACUGUACAGUCAAUAUACAGUCUACUUGUAUAGUGUCUAGAAAAGUCAUUACGUCAGUUAAUUGGUAAAGUUAUUUAUGAUGGUUUGUAAAUAAAAUUAAAUAGGUUUAUUAAUGUAAGUACAUAAUGUACUAGUAUGGUUGUAAAUAAAUAAAAAUUAUCAUUGAAGUUGAUUUAGGCAUGUAAAAAGAAACUAAUGUUUAUGUAAUUAAGAAGUCAAGUACCUUAAAUUGUUAAAAAAAAGCUAUGAAUGUUUGACGUUUGUAAAUUGGAGCAAUGUCUUUUACUUGUAAGUAUUAAAUGAAUUAAAAUGAA
This is a messenger RNA of Amyelois transitella, 5838 nucleotides long. RefSeq names its product neuropeptide CCHamide-1 receptor (gene NGR-A15). Gene Ontology annotation, cellular component: membrane. Bases 249 to 1394 code for a protein of 381 amino acids. The transcript is spliced from 10 exons. The record is from RefSeq and is a predicted model, not a curated record. Gene Ontology annotation, biological process: G protein-coupled receptor signaling pathway. Lineage: Eukaryota; Metazoa; Arthropoda; Insecta; Lepidoptera; Pyralidae. Gene Ontology annotation, molecular function: G protein-coupled peptide receptor activity.